AACAUUUCUUUCGCCUGAGUACUAAAUUGAGCGGAGGCUUCUCAGUUCUCAGCCUUUUCUUCGGACGGCAUCAAUGCGAGCAUUGUGGAGAAAGCUCGCUCUCCAUUUUCAAUCGUUUUCAUCAUCAUCAACUUCCUCCUCCUCCAACGAAAUCCCAGUCCUCUACUCCUUCCUCCAACCCUCAAUCUUCCCUCUCCGCUCCAAAACCCCAACCUCCUAUCCCUCCUCUCCCAAUCCUAAAACCCUAACAACCCCAAUUCCGCCCAAAACCCUAACCCUAGAAUCCAAAUCCUCCCUCCAAUCCUCCCUCCAUUCCUCUCUCCUCUCCCAUCGUACCGACGACGCAUGGCGAUCCUUCAAAACCCUAACCUCCUCCCCCUACCUCCCCUCCCCUCACCUCUCCAACUCCUUAAUCCUCCACCUCUCCUCUCUAAACGAUCGCCUCAAUCUCAAGCGAGCGUUCGCGUCGGCGAUCUUUCUGAUCGAGAGGAACCCGGAGUCUCUCUCCUUCGAUACCCUCAAAGCCCUCUUCAGAUCCUUCAAUUCAUGUAAUGCUCCGGCCCCAGCUUUUGCCCUGAUCAAAAUCCUGCUUAAAAAUCGAAUUUUCCCGCCAUUUGAGAUUUGGGGUCGAGAAUUGAUACAGGUUAGCAGGCGGAAUGGAGGGUUUGGGGCUUUUUUAAAGGUGUUUGAGGAGAACUGUAGGGUUUGUUUGGAUGAGAAGGUUGAUGGGAUGAGGCCCGAUUCGGAUUCUUGCAAUGAGAUUCUUGAUGGGUGUUGGCUUAGAGAUUAUGGGAUCAGCUUUCGGAUUGCGGCAAAGAGUGAUGGAGGUUAUGUCGAGUUUGCGGGUUGCGCACCAGAUUCGAAUAGUUUUGGGUCGCUUGCUUAUUUGUAUGCAUGGAGAAAGCAAGAAAGCAGGACUUUGGAGCUGGAUAGGUUGAUGGAUGCACUGGGUUAUAAGGAUAAGAUGGUUUUCUCUAAGAAUUUGAUUAGUGGGUUUGUGAAAAGCUGCAACUUUGAAGAAGUUAUUAAUGUUAUUAUACGAGGAAUCGAUGAACUGGCUAAUGAAGAUGGCUGCAGCUGUUUAGGAGAAGAGACUUACGUUGAGAUUGUGAAGGGUUUUAUUGAGAAUGGGAGGAUGAAGGAUCUGGCUAGUUUGAUUAUCAAAACCCAAGAGUUGGAAUUAGCAAAAGCAGUAGGAGUUGAUAGUUCAGUUGGUUUCAGAAUCAUUAGUGCUUGUGUCAGUCUUGGUUUCUUGGAUAAGGCACAUAGUAUUCUAGAUGAGAUGAAUGCUCAGGGAGCUUCAGUUGGGCUCAAUGUUUACUCUCCAAUCUUGAAAGCUUACUGUAAAGAGCAACGAACGGCUGAAGCAGCUCAAUUGGUAUCUGAGAUCAGUGCUUCUGGCUUAAAACUGGAUUCUGGAAGCUAUGAUUCUCUAAUUGAUGCUUCGAUGUCUGCUCAGGAUUUCCAAUCGGCCUUCUCUCUUUUUAGAGAAAUGAGGGAAGCAAGAGUACCCGAGCUGAAAACAAGCUACCUUACUAUAAUGGCAGGAUUAACGGAGAGCCAUAGGCCUGAGCUCAUGGCAUCCUUUCUAGAUUCAGUGGUUGAUGACCCGAGAGUUGAGAUUGCAACCCAUGAUUGGAACUCCAUCAUUCAUGCCUUUGCCAAGGUUGGAAGAAUUGAGGAUGCUCGGAGAACCUAUAGAAGAAUGGUGUUCUUGAGAUUUGAGCCUAAUAACCAGACAUUUCUUUCGCUUAUCAAUGGGUAUGUAGCAUUGGAGAAGUACUUUAGUGUUUUGAUAUUGUGGAAUGAGGUGAGGAGAAAGAUGAUUGAGUUUGAUCACAACUUGUUGGAUGCAUUCUUGUAUGCUUUGGUUAAGGGAGGGUUCUUUGAUGCAGCAAUGCAGGUGGUGGGCAAGGCCCAAGAGCUGAAAAUGUUCAUAGAUAAGUGGAGACAUAAGCAGGCGUUUAUGGAAACACACAAGAAGUUGAAAGUGGCAAAGCUUCGAAGGAGAAAUUUUAGGAAGAUGGAAUCAGUAAUAGCCUUUAAGAAUUGGGCUGGUCUUAAUGUUUAAGUCUGUGAUGUUCCUUGCACUUCUUUGGACUAACCUAAGGAAAUUAAUACAACUGAGUGCAAUCUCUGAGAUGCAAGAUUAGUUCCAAUUCUGGGAUAUAUUCCUUUACGAACAGAACAGCUGCAACCGAUGCAAAAUUAGGCAAAAGAGGCUUCGUGUACCCCCGGAGUCUGUUCUUACUCAAUCAGUGGGAAAAUUGGACCAGAGAACAGACCCAAUCGUGUAAAUAUUUAUUUGCACUAGCAGCUAUAGAAGGAAUGAUAAAUCCCACGACCUGAUUAACCAAAAUCUGUGAUCAGUUCAAUUCUGCAACUUGGUUGACUAGAACCAGUUGGGCUUUUUCACUAACGAAAUCUAAGAUUAUUGGAUAUCAACAUGUUCAUCUUUCGCGACGGUAAAGUUGAAGGUGAUUUGGAGUUGAAGUUUGAGACAUAGUUGCUACUUGAAAGAGAGAUCUAGGAUCCCACGUCCCACUAAAUGGUUAUGAGUAGUGUUUCUAUCAGAAUCGGUCGCAUGCUUUGCCCCCCUAACUUGCCCAUCGAAGGGCUCAGCACCGGUCGCCUUGUGCGGCCGGUUCUGAUAGGAUGGGUAGUCCGAUGGCACUGCUGUUGUAAACUGGUGAGUCACAGUUCAGUCAAUUUCACCAAUUCAUGUAAAAUUUGUUGUGAUGCCUAAAUUUUAUAUUUUAUUUAUUACUUUAGCCUGAACUGAAGUGAGACUUUUUCCAGAAGAAACUUGACUUUUUAAAGAUUGAAGGUUGAAAUUGGUUUAA
Messenger RNA from Asparagus officinalis (garden asparagus), 2843 nucleotides. Its product is annotated as pentatricopeptide repeat-containing protein At1g69290-like. Bases 74 to 2071 code for a protein of 665 amino acids. The record is from RefSeq and is a predicted model, not a curated record. Gene Ontology annotation, molecular function: protein binding. NCBI's taxonomy places the organism in Eukaryota, Viridiplantae, Streptophyta, Magnoliopsida, Asparagales, Asparagaceae. The transcript is spliced from 2 exons.